GUGAUUUCUCGCGUUAGGAACAUCAAUGGGAAACCUUUUAGUUUCUCAUUUGGGUACCAUACAUAUUUGUCCCUUUCCGACAUAAGUGAAGUGAGACUAGAAGGUUUGGAGACGCUGGACUGUCUUGACAACCUUUGCCAAAGAGAACGCUUCACAGAGCAAGGAGAUGCCCUGACAUUUGAAUCCGAGGUUGAUCGCGUUUAUCUUAGCUCUCCAAAUUGCAUUGCGGUUCUCGACCAUGAAAGGAAGAGAACAUACGUGAUAAGAAAAGAAGGUCUACCGGAUGUUGUUGUAUGGAAUCCGUGGGAGAAAAAAUCGAAAGCAAUGGCAGAUUUUGGAGACGAAGAGUACAAGCAGAUGCUUUGUGUCGAUGGCGCAGCAGUUGAGAAACCGAUCACCUUGAAGCCAGGAGAGGAAUGGACGGGGCGUUUGGAGCUUGCGGCUGUACCCUCGAGUUUUUGCAGUGACUGCUUUGAUCCCUAGCUCAAGUAAGAAAUUUGUAAAACCGCCCGGGUUUUUUAGUCUUUGAUUAGGUUGGAUAAUUAGAAAAACCUUCGAUGGAAUAGUGAAGCCUAUGUUUUUUUGUGAAAUGGCUGCUAUUUUCAGUUCGAACAGAAGAAAUUUCGGACAAAAAUUUGUUAUUUUCCCAGCAAUCACAUGGUUGGAUGGUUCCAGCUUUUUUAUUUUUUCGUUAAUGAUAGUUGAAAUUAUGUCUUGUUCCGAUUUAGUUGAAUUAAAUUCGAUCCUCCAAUUAAGCUCAUUUUGUCCGGUACAAGAACUAAACAACAAAUUAAUUCUUGUUAUCGACGAAUUAAAAUUAUCUAAGGUCACUACAUCUGGUUUGCUAAAGAAGAAAAUUAAUAGAAUACAGGGGAAGUCUUUGUACUUGCAAAUUGCCACCGAAUAUGCUGAACUCAAAUUCAACAC
Molecule: messenger RNA, 927 nt
Organism: Olea europaea var. sylvestris
Lineage: Eukaryota; Viridiplantae; Streptophyta; Magnoliopsida; Lamiales; Oleaceae
Product: putative glucose-6-phosphate 1-epimerase
Exons: 4
Biological process (GO): carbohydrate metabolic process
Molecular function (GO): carbohydrate binding; isomerase activity
Source: RefSeq, a predicted model, not a curated record